Cordyceps fumosorosea ARSEF 2679 is the source of this 1809-nucleotide messenger RNA. RefSeq lists its product as hypothetical. NCBI's taxonomy places the organism in Eukaryota, Fungi, Ascomycota, Sordariomycetes, Hypocreales, Cordycipitaceae. Bases 1 to 1809 code for a protein of 602 amino acids. The transcript has 2 exons. The record is from RefSeq and is a predicted model, not a curated record.
AUGGCCGACUUUUCCCCCCUCGACCGCGAUCUCGCCGCGAGCAAUAGCCCGCCUCUUGUAGAUGCCCGCCUGACAGAGCGUCUCUCAGAAGACCCCCCCGAACACGCCACUAUUCGCCUCCCCUACAGAUUUGCGCCUGUCACACCCGGUUUAUUGGACUCGCCUCCUGCGCAAGGCGCCCGUAUCAGCCCCGACGCGAAGCUAUUCCAAGAGCCCGACUCUCCUUUUGUGCCUCCCGCCCGACCGAGUAGCACACCCUACCCUUUCGUUGACACCAGGGAGACCGCAUGCUCCAGCACAUCGGAUUUCUCCCUCGCCCUUGGCUCACAAAAUGUUUCCAUCCCCCCAGCGGUCGAUGACCCUCGGGACCGGAGUCGACCAGCUACGCACUUCACGAGAGUCCCGGUCGAGGUCCACGAAGUCAUUCUCGACCAUCUAUUUGGAGUCUGCGCGCCCAUCUCCUUGAGAGCUGGUCUAUGGUCCCCCAGCUCAGCGAGAGGCUUAGGUAGGGCGCCGCGCUCCUCGAGAAGACGAGAAACGACACAGUUGGCCCUUAUCAACUCCACCUGGCGAGUCUUGGUUCAGAAGCGACUAUACCGCCACAUCAAGUUGAAAGGCACACUCAGCUCCAUCGACCAGGCUAUUUCUCACUUUGCUGGUCCCGGUCAGCGUCUUGCCAACUACGUCAAGCAUAUCGAAAUUUGGUUCCCGGUAUUCCAGCCCCGUUACCCGCAACAGGCAAUCUCUCCGUCACCUGUACUGCCUGUCUUUCGAAGUGAUGGCGGCUUGCCGUUUGCCAUCUACACCCUACCAGGGGACAAUUGCACCCUGCAAGAUGUGUUUCAAUUCGUUUCCCUUGCCUUACCUUGUACCAAGAUCCUUACGCUCGAGGGUGGUGAGCGUCGAAAAGCGCCCAAGGUCGUGCACUCCCACCAUCAUAACCGCCACGGCCUCGACUACGGGCCAAUAUUACCUAUUGUGAGCUCGGUGACAACCCUCGUCACCAAAGGUCAAUGGAACCUGAUGCGGGACAACCAUGAUUUUGUCUCCAUUCUCGGUGCCCUACCCAAUAUAGAGGAAUGGCGAGGCGCUUACAGCAAGCCCAAGUCGAAAAGCUACAUUACUAUUUCUCAAUUUCUGCCGUACAUCCCGGCAGGCAUCAAGCACCUCAGCCUGUGUCUUGAGAAUGACUACAGGCGAGAGGCUGUUGUGCCUGCCUUCUUUGCCAAGGCGUCCCGUCAAGCGCACAUCUGCACUGUCCUAGCGAAGAUUGUGCCCAGCCUCGAACGGUUUUCCUACACUGGCCGUGUUUGCCAUCAAUUUUUCCAAGUGGCUAGUCAGAGCGCAUUUGCAUCUUCCAGUCGACUGCGCUCAAUCGACCUGACUCUCAAAAAUUGCUGUCGUCACUCCAACAUCUUCUCUGACUCUGGCUCCGGUAUCCAGGAUAAGGGCUUUAUCGCUGCCUUUGAAAGGCUCGUCAUCUCCGCCGUCAAAUCACUGGCGCAUUUCCACCGUGUCGAAUAUAUGAGAAUUCGAUUUGUUGAUCUAGACUCGGCUGUACCUGGGUUGAACCCUUACUUUCUGUUCCAGCACGGCGAAUGCAGCGGAGUUUGGAGUGACAAAAUUAUCAACGAGAUGGCUAAAGCUCGCCCAGGCAGCAAGUUUCCCGAGUUGAGCGAGAGCUUUGGCAACAUAUCUUACACAAAAGAAGGGCGACUUAUCGUCCCACCCGAAUUGUCGCGCACGCGCAUGACUUCGAUCAAGAUUGCCAACUACGAAAUAUUUGAGAACCGCGUAAUCGCUGUUUAA